GGAAGCGUUUAAAGAGGAAUGUAUACAUGAACAGAGAAGGAGAAGUAGAGUGAAGCUGUAACUGUACAACUGGGGCUGUGCCUUUGUUUUUAGUGACAGUAAAGCAGGGACUUCCCUUUGGAGAAGAGGUAUGUGGUGAGUAAAGUGAAAUACUGUAGGGCUGAAGGAGGAGUCUGGAGAGAGGCAGCCAAAGGGAGGGGCAGGGACAGGCUUGUCUUCAGCUGAGAAAGGAAAUAACAACUCUUUCACACUGUCCACAUCUCGUGGAGUGUUCCAUUCCCGCUGACACCAUGGAUAACUUCCAGACCGUCCUGCGGUUCUUCAUGAACCAGAAGGCCACCAUUGGCUACAGCUUCAUGGCUCUGUUGACUAUAGGCGGGGAGCGUGUUUUCUCCAUGGUUUCCUUUCAGUGUCCGUGCAACCAUGAUCAGAACUUUGCCUAUGGGCUGACUUUCCUGUUGGGCCCGGCUGGCGUGCUGCUGAUUUUAGGUCUCUUCUUCAGCAGCAGGCUGUGGAGGCUGUAUACCGGCUGCUGCCUGAACCCCAUGAAGUUGUGCCCCCGGGGGAACUGCUUUGGCUCACUCAGGGUUUUUAUGAAUAUCUUCAGUGGAGCCUGUGUGGCUCCUAUUAUGUGGCUCUGUGUGGCCCUGCUAAAUGGGACCUUUUAUGAGUGUGCUGUCAGCGGUCUGGACGAUAACCUGGUGGUGGAUCUGUUCUGUAAAAACAAGACUCUGAAGUGUCGGGAGGAGCUGGCCCGGGUGCCCUGCGACCGCUCCAAACUUACUGCUGAUGAGCGGAUGGAGCUGCUGCUCAUGUUCCGAGCCCAGUCACAGAGGAUGCAAGGAAAGUGGUGCUGA
Notothenia coriiceps (black rockcod) is the source of this 857-nucleotide messenger RNA. It is a transcript of the gene calhm5, whose product is annotated as calcium homeostasis modulator family member 5. The record is from RefSeq and is a predicted model, not a curated record. The transcript is spliced from 2 exons. NCBI's taxonomy places the organism in Eukaryota, Metazoa, Chordata, Actinopteri, Perciformes, Nototheniidae. Bases 291 to 857 code for a protein of 188 amino acids. Gene Ontology annotation, molecular function: monoatomic cation channel activity. Gene Ontology annotation, cellular component: plasma membrane.